Molecule: messenger RNA, 4324 nt
Organism: Bactrocera tryoni
Lineage: Eukaryota; Metazoa; Arthropoda; Insecta; Diptera; Tephritidae
Product: oxysterol-binding protein-related protein 9
Exons: 17
Coding region: 536-3160 (874 amino acids)
Cellular component (GO): cytosol; membrane; intracellular membrane-bounded organelle
Molecular function (GO): sterol binding
Source: RefSeq, a predicted model, not a curated record
AAUUUUUCGCCAAAUUAGCAACAUUCGUAGCAAUCAUAUGUUUUCCGGGCAGUAUUUAAUUAAAGUGUAUGUGAGAUUCUCUUGUUUUCCAAUUUAAAAUUCUUCUCAACAAAAAUUUUGAUUUGUUUAAAAUAUCAGCUCAAACAAGGACACAGAGUGAAAUAUAAAAAGUGUCGUGAGAAAAGCGCAAAUAAAUGAAAUUUCGUAAAUAUUACUAAGUCAAGGUCGCGUGCGACAAAAGCUGCACUGAAACGAAUCCGUGUAUCAAAUCGAAAGAAGAUAUCGUGAAUGUGUGUUAUUCCCGCAAAGGGCAAUGCAGCAAAGACUGGGACAACUUCAAUUGCAGGAGAAGCAGAUAAAUUAUACGUCACAAUUAGCAUUGUUUAACAAAAGUAACUUUAUUUAAGCAGCAAUAGAGUAAAGUUGCGUCACCUGCCGGUAUAGGUGCUGAUUCAAUUUACGGUGCGGCAAAUACUUAUUUACAUAUUUUACGCUUUCAUUCGGUGCUUGAACAACAAACCCAAAAGUGCAAAUCAUGUCCACCACGUUGGAGGGAACACUUAGUAAAUGGACAAAUGUGAUGAAAGGUUGGCAAUAUCGCUUUUUUGUGCUAGACGAGAAUGCUGGCCUAUUGUCAUACUAUACGUCGAAGGAGAAAAUGAUGAAAGGUGUACGUCGCGGCUGCGUGCGCCUCAAAGAUGCUGUUAUCGGCAUAGACGAUCAAGAGGACAACACCUUUACAAUAACUGUGGAUCACAAGACAUUUCAUUUUCAGGCGCAACACAGCGAAGAACGCGAAAAGUGGGUUAGACGACUUGAGGACACCAUACGACGGCAUGCGAAUCGCUCUCGUCUGUGGGACAAUCAAAGCACUUUCUACCUUGGCGGCUAUCAGAAGGAUGUGGUAGGCAACAAACGUGCAAACCACUUGGAAUUACUCGGUCGACGUGUGUCGGAAGCGGACGCAUACUUGCAGUUGAUCAUCGAGCAGACGAAUAAAAUCAACGCACGCAUUGAGAAUAUAACGGAUGCUGAGGAAAAGGCCAAGUGCAAAGCGCUGCAGGAUAACGCCAAUGCCAUGCUGGAUCAUAUCAAACAUUCUAUUGUAAGUCUACAAAUUGCCAAAAAUAUGGCGCAUCCAAUCAACGGCAUCUACAAUGGACCCAUAAUUGCGAGCACUGACAGCAACAGUGCCACCGCCAGUCCGACCAGCACGAAUGCGGGCACAUCUGUUGGCGCAACAACAGCGGCGAAGGUGGCGCCACUCAAUAGUGCAGCGGAUGCGGCAGCGAGUGGCAAACUGGAUGCGAGCGGUGGCGAGGAGGAGGAGGAUUCCACCACGGAGAAUGGCUUAUUGCCGCAAAGACUGCCACGUGCUGCCGCCGAUGUGCAUGAACUUGAACAACAAUGCAGCCUAUAUAAACAACAACAACAACAGGCGGAACAACAAUACCAACAAUUACGCUUCCGUUAUCAAUACUCACAUCAAUACAACAACAACAACGUCGGCAUGUCUGGCCCCAUCGCCACCAGCAUCGAUAUCGUUGACAUAAUCGCCGAUGGCAUUGCGUACGGCACUGCGGCCGAUAUUGCCACCGGUGCGUUUGGUGCAACAACCGCUCCACUCGCUGUAGAUGUGCCUGAGACCUCGUAUUCCAGCAGCGAAGAUGAAGAGGAUUUCUAUGAUGCAAACGAUGAUCCAUUCACCAGUAUGGGAAAUUCGCCGAGCUACGCCACGCGUGGCUUUUCCGUGGAAACCACAUCGCCAACCUAUGAAAAUGCACCGGAAACACAACCACAAAAGGGUAGCGCCUCAGUGGACGCCAGCGCCAAGUCUUCGAUUGUCGAUCGUCUGGAUGAUUAUCAAACAGCAUUGACAACGGUAUCAGAGACUUUACCCGCCGGUACGCCGACCAGCGCUACAUCGUCGACGGCGCAACCGUUAAGUGGCGCUAAAACAUUCCAAAAGUACGGCGACGAUGAUGGAUCCAUCGAUUACGAUGCACUCUACGAAGAGGAGGAGGACUCGACGAUCAGCAUGGAAGCGCACGGUUCAAUGAUUUCACAUCUCAUAUCACAAGUCAAGAUCGGUAUGGACCUGACGAAGGUCGUGCUGCCCACUUUCAUCUUGGAGCGACGCUCAUUGUUGGAGAUGUACGCCGAUUACUUUGCACAUCCGGAUCUCUUUCUACGAAUUGCUGAGAUGGAAUCGCCACGCGAACGCAUUGUGGAGACAUGUCGGUGGUAUUUGAGUGCCUAUCACGCUGGUCGUAAAAGUGCGGUGGCCAAAAAACCAUAUAAUCCCAUAUUGGGCGAGGUGUUUCAAUGCUAUUGGGAUUUGCCAGGCGAAACACCCGAUGAGCAAGUAGUUAAUGAUGGACCUGUGCCCUGGUGUCAUCGCAAUCAGCUGACAUUCUUAGCCGAACAGGUUUCGCAUCAUCCGCCAAUUUCCGCCUUCUAUGCUGAGCAUGUCAAUAAGAAAAUUACAUUUUCCGCGCACGUUUGGACGAAAUCGAAAUUUCUGGGCCUUUCAAUUGGCGUACACAACAUCGGUGAAGGUAUUGUGACGCUGGUGGAUCACAGUGAGGAAUACAUUGUCACGUUUCCGAAUGGCUACGGCAGAUCGAUUUUAACCGUCCCUUGGAUCGAAUUGGGAGGCACCGUCGAAAUACGUUGCCCGCAAACCGGUUAUCACGCCACAAUUGAGUUCUUAACCAAGCCAUUUUAUGGCGGCAAGCGCAACAAAGUGACGGCUGAGAUUUAUGCGCCCAAUGAGAAGAAACCGUUUGUUUCGAUAGCGGGCGAGUGGAGCGGCCUCAUGGAAGCCAAAUGGCAUGAUAAAAAUAAAACUGAAGUAUUCGUAGACGUAAAUCGUAUUCCAAUAUUUAAGAAACAAGUUCGACCAAUCGUUGAACAAGAAGAAUAUGAAUCCAGACGCGUGUGGAAGGAAGUGACCGCGGGACUCAAAUUUAACGACAUCGAAAAGGCCACAAAUGCUAAAUGCGCCGUGGAACAAAUACAGCGUGAUGAAGCGAAGAAUCGCAAAGACACAGAAACACAGUGGGAACACAAGUAUUUCCGGCCCGUUGGCGAUAACUGGAUCUACGCUAAGCCACUUAGCCAGCGCGUUUAUCAGCAAGAGAAGGAGAGCAAAAGAUAAUAAAGAUGUCACGGCAAUCAAACACCAGGCACCGAGACCGAAACUCCGACGACAAGUGAAGAUAAAUUGGAAGAAGAACAAGAGCAAGACUAAAAAGAUUACAAAUAAACUAGCAAAAUGGUGUAAAUGUAUGCGAAAGCAGCUGAUGUGUGUGUGAAAGGCGAUUUAUAAGCUGUAGCAUGCAUACAAGCAUUCAUAUCAAAGAACGUGCCGACGUGAAGAGCUGACGAUGACGAUGACGAAGACGCCAAAGGCAGAGGAGUAGAGUGGAGUGCACACAGGAAGCUCACACCCCAGUACACUACUAUAUUUUAAGAUGCUGUCAUGUGCUACAUUUCGAAAAUGUUUGUAUGUAGUUACUUACGAAGCCACACGACGCAAAGGACAACGAAGACGGAUGUAAAAUGCAAAUAGAAAUAGAAAUGAUGUAAACGAAAUAGACAAUGCUGUGAGGUACAAUAUUCCUGCAUCCCCCCGGAGUACUUUAGGACAGUAUUUUUGCCGCCUAGGUGCAAUACGCAAAUGCGCACCGUUAUAUCUGUAUGGGCACGAAUGUGGUGUGGCCAGUGUGUGCGAAAUGCGAAAUGGUUGUGUGACGGUCGAAAGAGUUACGGAUGUGCGCCGUUGAUAUAUAUACAUACAUACAUGCAUACAUACAAACAAAGAUAUGUGAACCUGUAGCUGUUAAGCCAAUGUUGCCGGAACAUAUAAAAAAUCGUAUUAAAAUAGGUUAAAUGCAAAUAAAAUUUACAACUUACUUUAUUGAAGAAACCAACAAACUGAUAACCAACCACAAUUACAUAAAUAUAGCACUCGUAAGGCAUUUUAAGUGAAAUUGUAAAAAUUAACUAAAAUACACAAAACAACAACAACAAAAAUCUCCAAUGCAAUAAGGCGUGCAAACGUACAUACAUACAUACAUACGAAGCAAGUGAAAAUUAAAUAAAAAUAAAAAUUAAAAAAAUAUAAAUUAAACAAAACUAACAAUAAGAACAAUGUGCGCGCGCAACUUGUUUGCGUUCAUAUCGCUGCUGGUGCAUAUCGUCACCUAAAAUGCAAAAUAACGUAACCUAACUUUUCAUAAGUUUACAGGCGAAGGAAAGACGAUAAAAUAGAAACCACUCGAAUUGAAACAAAAUUUGAGUUUUGGUUAUAAAAUUGUUA